ACCUUGUUAGAAAUUUUUUUUUCUUUAUAUUAUUAGAAAAGAAAUUAACUUGAGUUCUUUAAGAUUCUUAGUAAAAGAGAAAAGAAAAGGGAAGCUCGAUUCGAUCGAGACAAGGAGUCCUUGUCCUCAGCGUCUGAAUAGUUCUUAAACUGUCAAAUAACUUGGUUGGCAUAGGGUGUGAACCAAUCAGUCUCAUCCAAAUUUGUAGUGUUAUGGGGUGGUUUCUGUCUUUCACAUGGAUGACGCUGGUACUGAAAAAGACAAGAAAACGUUGUAGGUAGCAAGCAAUUUCCCCAGUUAUCUUCGCGCAAGGCCAUUUGUUUUUUCAGUCUUUGUGAUAGAUGCAAACAUGGAGAUUCUUGCUGUUUUCUUGGUUGGUUUAUGCUGUGUUUUGCAAAGCAGUGGAAUUGAAGUUGAAGCCUUGGAGAAUAAUGGAUGCCAGAAUUUUCAGCCUCACACGGUUAUGAUGCAAGAAAAGCAGUCAUAUAGAACCUCCUUUCACUUCCAACCACCAAGAAAUUGGCUUAAUGGGCCAAUGUGGUAUAAGGGGGUUUAUCAUUUAUUUUACCAAUACAAUCCAUAUGGAGCAUUGUUUGGUGAUUUUAUGAUAUGGGCGCAUUCUGUAUCAUAUGAUCUCAUCAACUGGAUUCAUCUCAAUCAUGCCCUUUGCCCAACGGAACCAUAUGACAUCAACAGUUGCUGGUCUGGUUCUGCUACAAUUCUUCCUGGGAAAGGACCUGUCAUUUUAUACACUGGAAUUGAUGCUAACCAUUGUCAGGUUCAGAAUAUGGCAAUGCCAAAGAAUCUGUCUGAUCCAUUUCUUGAAGAAUGGAUAAAAUUUGCUCAAAAUCCUAUCAUGACACCUCCUGAUGGUGUUGAAGGGAACAAUUUUAGAGAUCCUACAACAGCUUGGUUGAGUCAUGAUGGAAAAUGGAGUGUGAUCAUUGGAAGCUGGAACAAUAAUCAAGGAAUGGCAAUUCUGUAUCGAAGUGAAGAUUUUUUUAACUGGACUAAGUACCAAGAUCCUCUUUAUUCAACUGAAAGAACUGGGAUGUGGGAGUGCCCGGACUUUUAUCCUGUGUCUGUUAAUAGCACGGAUGGAGUAGAUACUUCUGUCCUGAAUGCGGGUGUUAAACAUGUGAUGAAGGCAAGCUUCAAUUCUCAUGACUAUUACAUGAUUGGUACUUAUGUCCCAGAGAUAGAAAAAUACAUUCCUGAUAAUGACUUUACCGGUACCGGUAUGGACUUGAGGUAUGACCAUGGAAAAUUUUAUGCUUCAAAGACAUUCUUUGACAGUGUCAAGAAUAGGAGAAUCUUAUGGGGUUGGGUAAAUGAGUCUGAUAGCAUAGAAGAUGACAUGGACAAAGGAUGGUCUGGACUUCAGUCUAUUCCUAGGCACAUUUGGUUGGAUAGGAGUGGAAAGCAAUUAGUGCAGUGGCCCAUUGAGGAAAUCAACAAACUACAUGGCAAGAAAGUCAGUUUCCUUGAUAAGAAAAUUGAUAGUGAGUCAAUAUUUGAAGUUGAAGGCAUUACUGCUGCACAGGCAGAUGUGGAGGUUGUUUUUGAGUUGCCAGAACUGCAAGAGACUGAGUUCUUGAACCUUACUGCAGUUGAUCCUCAGCUACUUUGUUCUGACGCAAAUGCAUCAAUCAAAGGCAGAUUGGGUCCAUUUGGUUUAUUAACUUUAGCAACGAAGGACUUAACUGAACAAACUGCGAUUUUCUUUCGGAUAUUUAAAGGCCUGAAAGGAUAUGUAGUACUCAUGUGCAGUGAUCAAAGCAGAUCUGCUCUUCGAGAUGAGGUCGAUAAAACCACAUAUGGAGCUUUCAUAGAUAUCGACCCUCAGCGUGAAAAUAUUUCAUUAAGAAGCUUGAUUGAUCACUCCAUUAUUGAGAGUUUUGGUGGGGAAGGGAGAGCUUGCAUCACCAAUAGAGUUUAUCCUAAGUUGGCUAUUCAAGAAGAAGCUCGCCUGUUUAUAUUUAACAAUGGAACCCUGAGCGUGACGAUCUCUAGUCUGAAUGCUUGGAGCAUGAACAAAGCCCAAAUCAAUCACAAAGAAAACUUCAUUUAAAAAGGAAGGAGCAUCGCAUGGCCUCUGCAGUCUGCUUUAGUGUCUUGAGUGCAAUGGAUGUAAGAUCUUUUGGCUGGUAUAGGUGUCUUUACAACCAAUGAGUUGGCUGAUUUACCAUCCAAUCUACUUUGUUUUUAAUUUUUAUGUCUCCGGGGCUUCUAUACUUGGAGAAGGUCAAUGUAUUCUCUUUUGUGCUUGCAAAUGUCGUUUACCCUUAAAAGCUGAAACAGAGAAGAGAAAUAGAAGUUUACCAAUGGUCCUAUCAAAAAAACUGCAAUGAUGUCAGCUACCUUUCGAGGCUUUAUGCUUCUUGGACAUCUAGAUUUGAGUUUUUCUAAUUCUUCAUUCCUUGUCUAUCAAGAGAUUCAAAUUCGAAACAAGCUAAUCUUGUUUUUUUA
Molecule: messenger RNA, 2469 nt
Organism: Populus trichocarpa (black cottonwood)
Lineage: Eukaryota; Viridiplantae; Streptophyta; Magnoliopsida; Malpighiales; Salicaceae
Product: beta-fructofuranosidase, insoluble isoenzyme CWINV3
Exons: 7
Coding region: 350-2071 (573 amino acids)
Biological process (GO): carbohydrate metabolic process
Molecular function (GO): hydrolase activity, hydrolyzing O-glycosyl compounds
Source: RefSeq, a predicted model, not a curated record